Molecule: messenger RNA, 504 nt
Organism: Neltuma alba
Lineage: Eukaryota; Viridiplantae; Streptophyta; Magnoliopsida; Fabales; Fabaceae
Exons: 2
Coding region: 1-504 (167 amino acids)
Source: RefSeq, a predicted model, not a curated record
AUGUUGUGGGCAAAGCAACUGUAUACUAAAUCGAGCAAAUGUGAGUUCUGGCUAAAGGAAGUAAAGUUCUUGGGUCGUGUAAUUACCCGAGAUGGAGUAGCGGUGGACCUAAGUAAGAUAGAAGCCAUGUUGAAUUGGGAACGACCCAAGACGAUAAUCGAGGUGAAAAGCUUUCUGGGACUGGCAGAGUACUAUAGGAGGUUCAUAUGGGAUUUUUCUUGGAUUGCCCUACCGCCGACCAAGCUCACAUCGAAGAAUCAAUUGUUCGAUUGGAAUGCUAAGUGUGAGGCUAGCUUUCAGGAGUUAAAGCAAAAAUUGACCUCGACUCCCAUGCUGAUAAUCCCCGAUCCUAUGGUGCCAAAUGUGGUGUAUACAAAUGCGAUCUGUGACACUUCGCCGCAGCCAACCCCUGUCUUCGCCGUGGCGAAGUGGUUCGUUGUCUCUUGUGUUGCUCUCGAUGAUGUUUCGCCCUGGCGAACUUAUGAUCCUGGGCAGCAGCUGUAG